This is a messenger RNA of Lasiodiplodia theobromae, 369 nucleotides long. RefSeq names its product Telomerase holoenzyme est3 subunit. The transcript is spliced from 2 exons. Bases 1 to 369 code for a protein of 122 amino acids. Lineage: Eukaryota; Fungi; Ascomycota; Dothideomycetes; Botryosphaeriales; Botryosphaeriaceae. The record is from RefSeq and is a predicted model, not a curated record.
AUGAACGAGACGAUGCUUCCAUCAGCUCUCCCAAAGAAAGCAUCACAGCAUGCAGACUCAUCCCCGUCACAAUCAAAGAGCCAAAUACCCAAAACCAACCCGCGACAAGAUGUGGCUGAAGAAGAGCAUGAAGAGGAAGAUGUCGUGGUCAUGCACACUGAGGAGGAUGCUUCUGGCCUCACUGGCUUGGAUGAGGAAAUUAACGGCACGGCCAACAGCGGGGAAUCGAGAGAUCCUGUCGAGCAGCCUAACCCGGAUAAAGGUGAUGCCCCCAGAGACCCCAAAGUCUCCGCAGAGGGUCAGGUGUCCAAAGGCCCUGCCGCCAACAACAACACGCCUACUUCGUAUCAGAUCCCGGUGCAAGAUUAG